CCUGGCACCAGUUCCCGACUCGUCUCUGAACCAAUAAGUCCCGUGACAAGUUCCUUUUAUUUAAAAAUAAAAUGAAAUUUUUAAUUUUUAUGAUUGUGGUGGUGGCGGUCACCCAGGCGAAGAUCCUCAUGUCACCCAAUAGCAUUUCUGCUGCAAUGGAAAGAAAUGACAUUGAAAAUGCACACUUGGCGCAGGCAGCUAUGCUAUCAGAGAAGCUGUACAUCCCGAUGGCUCGUCUGAUGACUUGCAACAUCGGCGGCUGCCAGGCCGUGUGUCUGGUCCUCGGCUAUUGGCAUGGCCGGUGCGUCGGUGACACUUGCGAAUGCUACAACUAGGACACAGGACUACGGUGGCUGACAGGAUCUGCCAGGUUCUAGAGGUCUACAAGCAUGGGCAUUAUAACCAGCAUAACAAUGGCAGCAAUGCUAUAUUUUAUAGUUACAUACUCGGCGAAUAGCGUGGGAAGUACCGAGGUAAAUAGGCAGAGAUGUUAUAGUAGAGAUGGGCCGUAUACGAAUAUUCGGCCGAACAUGCGGUUCAGCUGUUACCGAACCGAAUAUUCAGUUGAGCCAUAUUUUUUAAAUCCUGGCUUAGAGUUAAAAACGUUUCAAUGAUUACGGCAACGUACGAACUAUUUCAGUCAAUCUCACUGACAUUGACUGAACUAGCAUGACAAAUACGAAAGUUUCCAGAAAAAUACAAAGGAAACACUUUUCGCGCUACAUCUGUACCCAUUUAUCUUAUCAUUAAAAAAAUUGCCGAAUGCCGAAUAUUUGCCAAAUAUUCGGCCCAUCUCUGUGUUAUAGGUACUUCCAACACCACUCGUCGAGUAUAUAGCCGGAGUAAUAGACGCAGUGUACUCGAAGGGCCCUCCUGUCAAUUGUCCUAGAGCUUUUAAUUCUGUCUACUAAUAUUUUCAAUAUAAAUGUUUUAAUUUCA
Molecule: messenger RNA, 939 nt
Organism: Leguminivora glycinivorella
Lineage: Eukaryota; Metazoa; Arthropoda; Insecta; Lepidoptera; Tortricidae
Exons: 2
Coding region: 72-335 (87 amino acids)
Source: RefSeq, a predicted model, not a curated record